Messenger RNA from Suillus subalutaceus, 2000 nucleotides. RefSeq lists its product as uncharacterized. NCBI's taxonomy places the organism in Eukaryota, Fungi, Basidiomycota, Agaricomycetes, Boletales, Suillaceae. The record is from RefSeq and is a predicted model, not a curated record. The transcript has 3 exons. The coding region runs from base 54 to 1898 and encodes 614 amino acids.
CCGAAGUUAACGUGAAACCUUCUCAUAUCUUGUACAAUUAUUCUCCGAGCAGAAUGGAAACCAUCUCUCCAAGUGAUACCGAUGCAGCCAGCAAUUCUCGUUUUACUCGUCAAACUGCCUCUUCACACUCUACCUGGCGGCGUCUCAAUGGUUCCAGCUCCCCUUCAUUUGAUCAACCGUUGGGAACGGAAACCCCUUCCGCUGCUCAGAAUGCUAGCACUGUAUUCCAGAGAAGGCGUGUUAAUCCUGAAAGCCUCGCUCUCCGACUAGGACCGGAUCUCGUCCGUGAUCUUGAGGCACUGAUACACCCUGGAAACAUCGAGAUGCCGUCCUUUGCCGUCCGGAAAGAGCUGCAAGAACGUUACAAUAUCGACAGGAGGCAUGUCUAUGAUUACUUUCACAGCCGAGGCUUGCGCGUGAUCAAGGAAGAUAAGAAUGGCAACACAACUGUACCAAAUGAUUUUGCUCCAGUGCCGGCGCGAUCGCCGAAGUCGAACUUAAACCUCCGCACUUUGCGCCAAGCGCCUGUGAAGGAGUCGCAGAGAGCAACUGUAAACUUGAUAUCGAAACUCAAGGAGACCAAGCCCCCAAGCAAACCUCGUGGAGUUACGAAGGCCAAACCUGGCCGACCAAGGAAAUACGCCGUUAGAUCCAUUCACGACGACCCCCUGCCACCUGCAGUUAUUUGUCCGUCAUCUCGGAUGGCCCGCGCAAUCAGUCCAAUCCUCCAACCUGACAUCCUUCCUGCGAGCGACCCAAACGACGAAUUUGACAUGGCAGUCAGUACUAUUGACGAGUCUUACUCAUUUGCACAAGCGAUAGACGAAGUCGCUUACACGUAUCGUGGCCCACCAGUAUUAAUGUUCGAGACUAGCCCACUCCACACCCUUUCCAAUGCGGUGCCAGAUCUGAGAACCGAUGGGGCUGAACUAGGUUUAUCGCCACGCAAGGCUUCUGCCGACCCUUUGUCACCGAAUACUUGUACACUCUCAGCUACUGAGCGGGUGGCACUUUAUCAACUUCUUUCUGGAGCGUUUGGCACUCCUCGUGACAUCCAUGAAUGCGCCGGUACAUACAGAAAUCACAUGCAGGAACGGUCGAAACUUUACUACGAGGGGCUUCUUGCAGUGCCUUACCAAAACUCUCGCUACAAUGACAGAAGACCAGCUUCUUCUGACAAUCACCAAUCGGUUCCUUGUAAUGGCAGCGAGUAUAGCCGCUGGGUUAAUCCAGGAGAGUUCUGCAUAUUAGAUGACAAAGCUUCGGUCAGGAAUUCCAAGCCGGUCAAACCCGACACGAGUACGAUCAGACAGAAAGCACAAGUCAACUUUGACAUAGAUAACGAAGCACAUCCCCUGGACACGUUGUUCCCAAUAUUUGACCUGAAUAGGACCAGCGUCCAUGAUUCAAUCGGGGAAUCACCUGUUAUCCGCAGUCGGCGCCAAUCCUACGUACCUUUAGAUUUCUAUUUCCUUCAGAACGAGGAAAGGGGUGAGGCUGAGGAUCUCCUUCUGGAUGCUGCAUCUAACUCGGGCACCCCUGAACUUCCCAACCAUUCGGUCUCAUUACAGUCGAAGAUCCGUGGAGGAUCUCUCCACGGACAUCCGGAUUUCCCAGGAUCUCCGCCACUGCUGCCUUCGGCUGAGUUUCACCAUGUCGAUGUCAACCCGCGCCCCGCGCUCCCGUUACAACAACCGGCUUCUUCACCGAACGUCGAUGAAACCAGUGCCCUCACAUUGGCCAAACAGAAAAGUAGCCGAAAAAGUGUAGCUCCACAAACCCGUUUCGCUCCCUGCACUCCGCAAAAGCACCUACGUCAGUGUGACAGGAUCAGGACGAGGUCCUUUACGUCCCGCAGCGCUAGAAUUCGGACGACUUCUGCUGGCGGAGGAAUAUAACAAAACAAUAGCUAUCUGACGGUGUGAGAUGAUGGGCAUCGCCGCAAAUGUUUCGUGUUUAUUUAACAGCAGUUCCCCUUUUGACUUAGGCCGCGCAAUACC